This is a messenger RNA of Penicillium roqueforti, 1218 nucleotides long. RefSeq lists its product as uncharacterized. The transcript has a single exon. The record is from RefSeq and is a predicted model, not a curated record. Bases 1 to 1218 code for a protein of 405 amino acids. Lineage: Eukaryota; Fungi; Ascomycota; Eurotiomycetes; Eurotiales; Aspergillaceae.
AUGGCUCGAAUUAUCAGACUUCGAGCUGUGAGAUGGGCCGUGAUUGUGCUCGCCCUGGGAAUUUUUUACAAAGCCUAUUUGCACAACAUUAUCUUUCUCACAAUCGGCAUCGGCCGAGAGAUCCAACCAAUUGAAGAAUUCCCAUGGACCUGCACUCGCCUCCAGCACCCUCUCUUAGAAGGAUGUGAGGAUAUGUGGCUAGAUGAUCAAGGAAGGAAACUGUACGCAGCAUGCGGAAAUAUACAGUCCAGACAGGGAUGGAGUCCGGGUGGCAGAAAAUACAACAUCUCCGCAAGAUCUCGCACGGAUCAUAUCGCAGUGUUGAAUAUUGACCAACCCGGCCCGGACGGGCUGUAUGGCCUCCAUCAGCUGAAAAUCAGUGGCUACCUCGGCAAUCUGGAUCUACAUGGAUUUGACGUGCGCAGUGUUGACGGCAGACUUCGAUUCUGGUUGAUCAAUCAUAGACCCCCAAUCGAACCUACAACAGGGAAGUUCCUUGAUGCUUGGGCCGUUGGAGCGAAUUCCACAAUUGACAUAUUCGAUUUGAACGAUGCCUCAGAGACACUUGAGUAUGUCAAGACUAUAGCCAGUGACGCGAUCAUCUCGCCUAACAACUUGGCCGUUGACAAGGAUGGCUUGGGGAUCGUAAUUACCAACGACCACGACGCCAAGGUCAGCACUUUCGCGGCGUUAGGAAUGUUGAUUGGCGAAGGAAGCCUCACCUAUUGUCGAUCUGACACCGGAGAGUGCCAUGUCGCUGCCGACAAAGGCUUUUCUUUUGCCAAUGGCAUCGUCCAGGAGAACGGGCUCUACUAUGUGGCUCAUUCAGUGACUGGAGCCGUCACUGUUCACAAAUUGGUUGGCGAGCAGCUGAUUCAAGUUGACAAGAUUUAUACGGGAUACCCGAUCGAUAAUCUGUCCCUCGAUGCAGAUGGGAACCUCCUGGCUGCCGGAUUUCCUGAUUCCAUUGCGUUUAUGAAGUCUACAGAGGACCCAUACGGGUUUGUUGCUCCUGUUACCGUUCUUGCGGUCAAUGGAAUAGCCGCUCAGUUGAGAACUCAUAGCGGAAAGGAUUGUAUAGUCACGAAGCUCGUGGAGGACAGAGAUGCCACAUGGCUUCCUAGUUCGACUGUUGUGGUAAAAGAUGUGGAAUCGCACCGUUUGUUCCUCGGGGGAGUCUUGUCGCCAUUCAUCACUGUAUGUCAGCAGCGUAUUUAG